UGCAUCAUAGUCUGUCGGAAAUGAUUUAUUAGAAGAAAAGUUUCCUGUGAGCACACUUCUCUCCGCGGAUUCCAACAGGUGGCCUUUUUAACACUCCAUAUUUCUACAGUAGCACACAGGGGGGAGAGCCAGGAAGAGGAAGUGACCGUAACCGACUCGGCUCCUUUUCCCAGCAGAGAAGUCGCGCAGGCAGCGUGUGUGUCUCCAGUCUAGCCGGGGAUUCUACGGUGGAAAAUGGCGGACACGUUGAUACUCUUCACUUCCAUAGGUCUCAGCGAGCAGAAAGCGAAAGAAACGCUGAAGAAUGAAGCGCUGAGUUCUGCGCUGAAAGAGGCUAUUACUCAGGCCCAGAAUGUCAAAGGAGUAUCAGAGGUGGACAAAGCCAUGGGCACGCUGCUGUACAGCAUGGCAUCUCGUCUCAAAGACACAAAGUGUGUGGCGUUCCUCUCGGAGAACAUAGCCCAGCGCAAAAUCUCCACAGAGCUACAGUUGGCAGCUGCCCUAGAGUUUUUGAUGAGUCACCCUCAUGACCCUAUCAACCAAAAGGAAUUUGAAGACGCAUGUGGAGUGGGUGUGGUGAUCACCCCCGAGCAAAUUGAAGAUGCAGUGGAGUCAGUGAUCAAGAAGCACAAGGAGGAGCUGUUAAAGGAGAGAUAUCACUUCAACAUGGGACUACUGAUGAGAGAAGCACGUGGUGGCCUAAAAUGGGCCGAUGGGAAAGUCAUCAAGAAUGAGGUGGACAUGCAGGUCCUACACCUUUUAGGACCCAAGACAGAGGCUGACCUGGAGAAGAAAACGAAGGCCCCGAAAGCGAAAGUUGCAGAGAAUGACGUGAAGCCGAAGAAGGAGGAGUUGGCAGUGAAUGGUGAGGCGACCACCGGGGAGGGAAUGUCACUGAUGGAGCAGCUCAGAGGAGAAGCGCUGAAGUUCCACAAAACGGGAGAGAACUAUAAAACGGAGGGAUAUGUGAUGACACCAAACACAAUGUCCCUGCUUAAAAAGCACCUGGACUACACUGGUGGUCAGAUUCGUACCCGCUUUCCUCCCGAGCCCAACGGCAUCCUUCACAUCGGACACGCCAAAGCUAUCAACUUCAAUUUUGGUUAUGCAAAGGCAAACAAUGGAAUUUGUUUCCUGAGGUAUGACGACACAAAUCCCGAGAAGGAGGAGGAGAAAUACUUCACUGCUAUCAAGGACAUGGUGGAGUGGCUCGGCUACAAACCUUAUCAGGUCACUCACGCAUCGGAUAACUUCCAGCAACUCUAUGAUCUUGCUGUGGAUCUUAUUCGCAGGGGUCACGCGUACGUGUGCCACCAGAAGGGGGAGGAGCUAAAGGGCUAUAAUGCACCUCCGUCACCUUGGAAAGACCGUCCCAUCGAAGAGUCCCUGGUGUUGUUUGAGAGGAUGAAGAAGGGUCUGUUUGCAGAGGGGGAGGCCACACUCAGGAUGAAGAUGGUCAUGGAGGACGGGAAGACGGACCCCGUGGCCUACAGAAUCAAAUACACGCCACAUCAUCGGACAGGAGAUGAAUGGUGCAUCUACCCCACUUAUGACUACACCCACUGUCUGUGUGACUCCAUUGAAAAUAUAUCACACUCGCUGUGUACCAAAGAGUUUCAGGCCAGACGCUCAUCAUAUUACUGGCUGUGCAACGCUCUGGACGUGUACUGCCCUGUGCAGUGGGAAUACGGCCGCCUGAACCUCACCUAUACUGUCGUGUCCAAGAGGAAAAUCAUCAAACUGGUGGAGACUGGUGUUGUCAGAGACUGGGACGAUCCUCGUCUCUUCACUCUGACUGCGCUGAGAAGAAGAGGUUUCCCACCAGAGGCGAUUAACAACUUUUGUGCACGGGUCGGAGUCACCGUUUCUCAGACGACGACAGAGCCCCACCUGCUGGAGUCGUGUGUGCGGGAGGUGCUGAAUGACACGGCACCCAGAGUCAUGGCCGUGCUGGAGCCUCUCAAAGUCACCAUAAUGAACCUUCCUGAGAACACACAGUCGGAGGUGCGAGUACCAGACUUCCCCGCUAAUGAGGCCAAGGGCAGCCACACGGUUCCAUUCACUCGCACCAUCUUCAUCGAACAGAGUGACUUCAGAGAGGUGAUGGAGAAGGGCUACAAACGCUUGACCCCGGAACAGCCUGUUGGCCUGAGGCAUGCUGGGUAUGUCAUCUCUGUGCAGAAGGUCCUUAAGGACCCUCAGGGUAAAGUGGUGGAAGUGGAGGUGAACUGCUGCAGUUCUGACGCUGCAGAGAAACCCAAGGCUUUCGUCCACUGGGUCAGCCAGCCGCUGCAGUGUGAAGUGCGUCUCUAUGACAGACUGUUCCUGCACAAACACCCAGAGGAUACAUCUGAGGUGCCUAAUGGCUUCCUGAGCGACAUCAACCCUGAUUCCCUCCAGGUGAUCAGCAGUGCCUUUGUGGAUACCUCUGUAAAGAGAGCCAAAGCUUUUGACAAAUUCCAAUUUGAAAGACUUGGCUACUUCUCUCUGGACCCUGACAGCACCGCAGAAAAGCCCAUCUUCAACAGAACAGUCACUCUGAAAGAAGACCCUGGGAAGAUCUGAUUGUCUGAAAUCAAGUGGUAGAACCUGCUUCCCAUGAGCCCAUAGAUACAUGCCCACUGAAGGUGUAAUAUCAGUAAAGGCACAGACUGACAUGAACUCUGGACAUUUAUAGUUCACUAUUCACAUAUGACUGGGUCACGCUCAUUUACAACAGCACGAGAAUCUCUGGACAUAAAUGUAUGUCUUUAUAAAAUCGUUGUCCAUCAAAAUAACAGAUUGAUCCAUCUCUUAAAGUGUUUUUUUUUUUAAAUAUUUAUGA
Solea solea (common sole) is the source of this 2824-nucleotide messenger RNA. RefSeq names its product glutaminyl-tRNA synthetase 1 (gene qars1). Gene Ontology annotation, biological process: translation; glutaminyl-tRNA aminoacylation. The transcript has 24 exons. The coding region runs from base 235 to 2565 and encodes 776 amino acids. The record is from RefSeq and is a predicted model, not a curated record. NCBI's taxonomy places the organism in Eukaryota, Metazoa, Chordata, Actinopteri, Pleuronectiformes, Soleidae. Gene Ontology annotation, molecular function: ATP binding; glutamine-tRNA ligase activity. Gene Ontology annotation, cellular component: aminoacyl-tRNA synthetase multienzyme complex; cytosol; cytoplasm.